GAAAAAAAAAAAAAAAAAAAAUCCUCUUUGUGUCUCGACGAAAAAAUAAAAGCACUACCGGCGGGCAUAGAAACAUAGUUAAUCGGAGAGAGAGAGAGAGAGAGAGAGAAUGGGGAAGACGGAGUACAAAAGGCUGAAGGGAAGCCAGGGACUGAGGCAGCGACUGCUACUGGCUACGCUUUCGGCGACGCCGAUUCUCAUCGAAGACAUCCGCGCCGACCACACGUGGCCUGGUCUCCUUCCCCACGAGGUCUCCUUCCUCCGCUUGCUCGAGAAACUUUGCGAUGACUGUGUUGUCGAAAUCAACGAGACCGGCACAAAGUUGAAGUACAAGCCUGGAAUAGUGAUGGGUGGUAGAAAUCUGGUGCAUGAUUGCGGUGUUAGUAGAUCCAUUGGCUAUUUUUUGGAGCCUCUGCUUGUGCUUGGUUUGUUUGCCAAGAAGCCCAUUACCAUAACGCUUAAAGGAAUUACAAAUGAUCCAAAGGAUCCCUCUGUUGAUACUUUCAAGUUUACUACACUCAAAAUUUUGAGUCGCUUUGGAGUUCCUUCGGAUGGGUUGAAACUGAAGAUAGAGAGUCGUGGAGUGCCUCCUCUUGGUGGUGGAGAAGUUGUUUUGGAUAUUCCAACUGUCCAAAGUCUAAAUGCAGUCACGUGGAUUGAUGAGGGAAUGGUUAAGAGAAUUAGAGGGGUUACUUUCUCAACUAGAGUGUCUGCUCAGUUUGAAAAUACUAUGACAUUUGCUGCUCGUGGAAUCUUUAAUCGUUUGAUUGCGGAUGUUUAUAUAGCUAGUGAUCAUAAAGUGCGUUCACAAGCUGGAAACUCACCUGGUUAUGGUAUUUCACUGGUUGCGGAAACUACUUCUGGUUGCAUCAUCUCUGCUGAUACAGCUGUUUCUUAUGCACGGAAUGAAGAGCACACUGAAUUUGAUGAUGAGGACAACAAAGUGAGACUUCCUGCAGAGGAUGUUGGUCUGCAAGUUGCUUCUAUUCUACUUGAGGAGAUUGAGCAAGGUGGAGUAGUAGAUUCAACACACCAGGGUUUGUUAUUUCUUCUUUGUGCAUUGUGCCCACCAGAUGUAUCAAAGGUUCGUGUUGGGAAGCUCUCACCGUAUGGCAUAGAAACACUUAGACACAUUAGAGAUUUUCUGGGAGUUAAAUUUGUCAUAAAGCCAGAUCCAUCUACAGGAACUGUUAUACUUAAAUGUAUGGGUUGUGGCUUGAGGAAUUUAUCUAGGAAAGUCGCUUGAUGGCAAAGAGUAGGUGUAGGAGGUUAUGCUUGUAUUUUUAUAGAGAUUGUCAAGUAGCCUAACAAGCAUCUACUCUGCCAAAAAAAAAAAAAAAAACUAUGAUACUAUGGGUUCCUUUCAGCUGACUGGAAGUUCUGUUGUAAACAUUUUGGCCAUAAUCAAUUGAGAGAAAUUUUGAUAUUUUUUAUAAUUAA
Molecule: messenger RNA, 1440 nt
Organism: Ziziphus jujuba (common jujube)
Lineage: Eukaryota; Viridiplantae; Streptophyta; Magnoliopsida; Rosales; Rhamnaceae
Product: probable RNA 3'-terminal phosphate cyclase-like protein
Exons: 6
Coding region: 110-1246 (378 amino acids)
Biological process (GO): ribosome biogenesis; endonucleolytic cleavage of tricistronic rRNA transcript (SSU-rRNA, 5.8S rRNA, LSU-rRNA)
Cellular component (GO): nucleolus
Molecular function (GO): RNA endonuclease activity
Source: RefSeq, a predicted model, not a curated record